Molecule: messenger RNA, 748 nt
Organism: Drosophila bipectinata
Lineage: Eukaryota; Metazoa; Arthropoda; Insecta; Diptera; Drosophilidae
Source: RefSeq, a predicted model, not a curated record
AUUUAAAUUUCCAAUUGGCUGCUUUUUUUUGCUCCUCAAAAUUAACCAUGUUGAAGAUUAAGCCUAGAGAUUUGGGGUCCUUUGUGGCAUUGACUGCCCUGCACGUGUGCUCCGUCCUGCAGCCCGUGGUGGAGGCCCAGGCGAACGUCAAGACAGUCUACCCAGUGGUGGAUCGAAGACUGAUGCUCCAAGUGGGCUACCAGUACAGCCACUGGAUGCUGGUCAAAUCCAUGAUGUACUCCCUUCUGGUGGUGUUCGGGCUCUGGUACAGUCGCCAUCUGCAGCAAGCAAAGAGGCUGGAAACGGAGGAGAAACGAGGCAUCCUGAAGGAUGCACAGCAGCUAACCGCCGACGAUGUGAAAGAGCAAUGGCUGAGCAGAAAGCAACAGGAUGCCUUUCCGACGAGCAAGUUCCUCUUCUUCGCUGCACCCUGGCUACUCAGUUUCCUGGGCAGCGGGCUGAUCAACUACGUCCGACUUUAUAUGGUCAUCCAGCACUUUUGCGUCUCCAACUGGCGGGCUAUCCAGAUAUAUGGGGAGCUUCAAGUGCUCUUCCUGCGCCGCCUGCUGGCCGCGACUCUGAUUCCCUACUGGUCGCAAUUCGUCGGAGGAGACUCCCUUGAAAAUUCGGCCACCUCCAUGCCCGCCAACUAUAUCAGCUACGAGACCCAUCUCCUGGACUGAACCCAAUCGGAUGAAUGUUUUAUGGCUGCAAGAAAUAAAGUUGGUUACAUGGUGUACAAUUUAGA